This is a messenger RNA of Cynoglossus semilaevis (tongue sole), 2575 nucleotides long. It is a transcript of the gene fezf1, whose product is annotated as FEZ family zinc finger 1. Gene Ontology annotation, biological process: regulation of transcription by RNA polymerase II. The transcript has 4 exons. The coding region runs from base 1213 to 2532 and encodes 439 amino acids. Gene Ontology annotation, cellular component: nucleus. Lineage: Eukaryota; Metazoa; Chordata; Actinopteri; Pleuronectiformes; Cynoglossidae. Gene Ontology annotation, molecular function: DNA-binding transcription factor activity, RNA polymerase II-specific. The record is from RefSeq and is a predicted model, not a curated record.
UUAUAACGUCAAAUACAUUUUAAAAAUAAAAUUAUAUUUAUUUCGUGUUGUAAUUAUUCUACCGCUAAUUGUAUUUCGCGAGCAAAAAUUGAAUGUGAAAAUUAUUUUAAAAUGUUUUAAAUGUCAUUCACGAAACGCCGCUCUUCACUGUUUCUUCCUUCAGGAGUGUGGCCACACCGACAGAACCACCGACGUCUCACUCUUUUUCUUUUUUUUCGUAGAAAUGACUGUUUAAAAUGACUAUAAAAUGAAGCACAAAAUAAUUGAAAAUGCUGUUUGGGUUUUUCCCUGUGUUGUUUCCUACCAUUUAAUCUGUUGUCAUUAGUCUUUUCAGUCACGGAGGGGGUUGGCACCGACAACUCUGCUGCGUAAAAAUAAGGGAAAAAGAAAAAAGAAAAAAAAACUCGCGUGAGUUAAAGUGGAGUGAGAGCCAGAGCCCACACAGACUGAGAUCAAUGUCUUUAAGCUCAUUUUCUGCUCACUCUUCUUCUCUGCUCUAAGUUGAGCCACACGACAGCAGCAACAGCAACAACAGCAUCAGCAACAGCAUCAGCAACAGCAUCAGGCCAACGUCUUUUCUCCAAACCGUAAAAGAGCAGAGUUUGUUUUUUUUUUUUGUCUUCUGGAGCAAAGACCCGUCUGAGACUGAAGUAAAACUUUUGCAGCAGCAGCAGCAGCAGCAGCAGCAGCAGCAGUGACCCUGCGGCCGCCGCCUGGUUGGUGAACUCACAUUCACAAAGAAUGAUGUCACAUGAAAAAAGCCACAAGGAGACCUGGGAUUUACCAAAUACCUUCCAGUUGAGCAGGAGUCCUGCGAAGUAAAGGACAACCUCCUCUCCAUCACCUCCUCCUCCGCCUCCGCCUCCUCCUCCUACACCACCUCUUCUCCCACCUCUUCCAGCGGCGAAAAGUGUUGAAAAAUCGACGGAGGCGAAUUGGAGCAAAUUAUCCACUUUUCCGCCCGCAUUGCUGAGACGCAACGAUCGUCGAGGUCUCGGCUUCACCGCACGCCGUUAUCGAGCGAUCCGCAGCCGCCGUCCUUCUUCCGUCAAUAAGCCGUGCUUCGGAGGGAGGCUUCCCCAGCACAUGAUGCCCUCUCCCGCGGGCCGGUAAGGAGCAGCCUCCUCCUCCCUCCUUCCCUCCCUCUCUUCAGCCUCCGGCUCCCGUCCAACAGUUCCUUGUCCUCGUUGUUGCUCCGCGGUUGAUGCGGAGAUGAUGGACGGACCUCUCCGCCGCCCAGCGGGGAUCCUCGGCUCCCCCCCGGCUUCUGGGAGCCAGCCCGCGGGCUCUGACAUGAUCAGCACCGGCGGAAGCAGCGCCACCAACAAGCCCCUCGCCUUCUCCAUCGACCGGAUUAUGGCCAGGACUCCCGAACCCAGGUCGAUACAGCUCCCCGGGUGGUUCCAGUCCACCCCCGUGGGGAAGCCCGACAUGUGUCCGUCCUCCCUGCACUGUAUGAUCCCACUGGUGCCGCUGGGCUACGAACCGGGCCACAGGCUCAGCAUCACCGGGCUGGACGCGGGACACUUGGACGCGUCCUCUGUCGCUGCCCCGGCAGACUUUUUAGGUUUCGGCUUGAACUGUAAGAACCAGCAGGAGGACCCGGCCGUGACCCACACCUCCGGUCAGUACAAACUCUUCAGACCUCGGGUCGUCAACCAAUCCACUUUCCCCACGUUGGGCGCCGUGUGUUACCUGAACUGCAGCGGUGACGGCGGCGUGUGUCCACCGUCCACCGGGCUCGUCAACCUCCACCCGAUGGCCUCGUAUCUGUUCAGCGCCCGCCACAAAGCCUUCAUGGCGGAGAAGAGCAAAGCGGGCCACCAUCAGGCCGGGGAGCGGUACGGCGUGUCCGGCGUCCAGGCCUUCAAGGACCUGUCCCAGAGCCAGAUCCAGCACUACAUGAAGGAGCGGGACCAGAUCCUCACCGACAAGAUCUUUAAGGAGUCCGCGGGCGCCGCGGUUCGACUGAACGGGUCGUGUCCCGGAAACAAGCCCAAAGUUUUCACCUGUGAGGUCUGCGGAAAAGUGUUUAACGCUCACUACAACCUGACCCGCCACAUGCCCGUGCACACAGGCGCGCGUCCGUUCGUGUGCAAAGUUUGCGGCAAAGGCUUCAGACAGGCGAGCACUCUGUGCAGACACAAGAUCAUCCACACUCAGGAAAAACCGCACAAGUGUAACCAGUGUGGGAAAGCCUUUAACCGCAGCUCCACCCUCAACACGCACUCACGCAUCCACGCGGGAUACAAGCCGUUUGUCUGCGAGUUCUGCGGCAAAGGGUUUCAUCAGAAAGGCAACUACAAGAACCACAAGCUGACACACAGCGGAGAGAAGCAGUUCAAGUGUUCCAUCUGCAGCAAGGCGUUCCACCAGGUGUACAACCUCACCUUCCACAUGCACACGCACAACGACAAGAAGCCCUUCACCUGCCCCACCUGUGGGAAAGGCUUCUGCAGGAACUUUGACCUGAAGAAACACGUGAGGAAGCUGCACGACCCGGCCAGCCCCCAGUCCCCGCUGCAGACCUGAGAGACUCUGGACUCAGAACCCCGCGUCCUUCCACCUCUCAGCC